CCCCUCCUAAAGAGCUGAGCAGAGCAGCAAUCACUUCGGCAAAGCAGCCAGUCCUGGUGGGUUGGUACCGUUCGUCAGUCAAAUCAACACCGAACCAUAACCAAUCUCCUUGCGGAGGUGGAUGGCGUCGACGUCGGGGGAUACAUCGGCAGCGGAGGCUCUCCGCCGCGGUCGCAUCCUCUCCAGCCGCCUCUACCUCGACGGCGUCCCCAGCUCCAAGGCACCCGUGGUCUACUCGCCGGCGUAUGACAUCGAGUUCAACGGGAUCGAGAAACAGCACCCGUUUGAUUCGGCGAAAUGGGGUCGCGUCCGCAACUUCCUUGUGGACGCAGGGCUCCUCCAGAACGAUCGGAUCAUCGAGCCGCUGGAAGCCUCCGAGGAUGAUCUGCUAGUGGUGCACUCAGAGUCGUACUUGAACAGCCUUAAGAGCAGCGCGAAGGUUGCCCGCAUUGUAGAGGUUCCAGCAGUGGCACUACUACCUAACUUGCUUGUUCAGCAAAAACUCCUUUAUCCAUUUCGGAAGCAGGUGGGUGGCUCCAUUUUAUCAGCAAAACUUGCACUAGAAAGAGGAUGUGCUAUCAACAUUGGCGGAGGCUUCCACCACUGUUCGGCAGAGGAAGGGGGUGGCUUUUGUGCAUAUGCUGAUAUUUCUCUGUGCAUCCAUUUUGCUUUUGUUCGUUUAAAUAUCUCAAGAGUAAUGAUCAUUGAUCUAGAUGCUCACCAAGGAAAUGGCCAUGAAAAAGAUUUUGGGAGUGAUGAGAGAGUUUACACCUUGGACAUGUACAACUCUGGAAUAUAUCCUUUUGAUCAUGUGGCUAAGAAGUACAUUGAUCAAAAGAUCGAGUUACAUAGUGGGACAAAAACAGAAGAUUAUUUGGAGAUCCUUGAUAAGGCUCUCAAGGUAGCUGAAAGUAGAUUUCAGCCCCAGUUGAUUCUGUACAAUGCUGGAACUGAUAUCCUAGAUGGCGAUCCUUUAGGCAGCCUAAAGGUUAGUCCAGACGGUGUGAUUACUAGAGAUGAAAAGGUUUUCAGGUUUGCAAAGGAUCAGAGUAUUCCUCUCCUCAUGCUGACAUCAGGAGGCUAUAUGAAGUCAAGUGCUCGGGUCAUAGCAGAUUCAAUUAUCAACCUCUCGAACAAAAACUUGAUAGAUAUUGAUACACACUGUAUAGAAAUUGAAUAAUGGUGUCUCGAAGCAAAACUCGAUAGAUAUUGGUGCACACUGUAUAGAAAUUGAAUAAUGGAUGCACCUUGUGUAAAGAAAUUUUAUGCUAACUGUGUACUUGCACAUGUAUCAACAUGAGAAAGGGAAAUCAGGCCUUGUUCAGUUCCCAAAAUUUUGGGUUUUUGGGUA
This is a messenger RNA of Sorghum bicolor (sorghum), 1351 nucleotides long. RefSeq names its product histone deacetylase 2. Bases 122 to 1180 code for a protein of 352 amino acids. Gene Ontology annotation, molecular function: histone deacetylase activity. The transcript is spliced from 13 exons. NCBI's taxonomy places the organism in Eukaryota, Viridiplantae, Streptophyta, Magnoliopsida, Poales, Poaceae. The record is from RefSeq and is a predicted model, not a curated record.